Messenger RNA from Osmerus eperlanus (European smelt), 1078 nucleotides. Its product is annotated as alpha-1B adrenergic receptor-like. Gene Ontology annotation, cellular component: plasma membrane. The record is from RefSeq and is a predicted model, not a curated record. Gene Ontology annotation, molecular function: alpha1-adrenergic receptor activity. The transcript has a single exon. Gene Ontology annotation, biological process: positive regulation of MAPK cascade; adenylate cyclase-activating adrenergic receptor signaling pathway; cell-cell signaling. The annotation marks the transcript as partial. NCBI's taxonomy places the organism in Eukaryota, Metazoa, Chordata, Actinopteri, Osmeriformes, Osmeridae.
UCUCCAGGUUCCUUCAAUGCAAGCUUACGACCACCAGAGACCCUGUUCAAGGUGAUCUUCUGGUUGGGCUACUUCAACAGCUGCCUGAACCCCAUCAUCUACCCCUGCUACAGCCGCGAGUUCAAGCUGGCCUUCAUUCGCAUCCUACGCUGCCAGUGUCACCGCAGGAAACGCCCAGGCUGGCGGGCCUACCAGUACCGCUCGUCCCACCUGCAGUCCUCCGUACACUCCCGCAAGGGCUCAACCGAGCACACCUCCGGGUGUCUGAACGGGAGCCAGCGCACCCUGCCCUCCUCCCCCAGCCCCAGCCCCAGCCCAGGGUACCUGGCCAAGGGGCUGGCCACCUGCCCCGAGGGGGAGGCGCUGUUCAUCUGGAGGAGCACAUCCUCCCCUCCCGCCUCCCCCUCUCCCACCCUCCUGCCAGGGGCUCCCACUGACCGCCAGCAGGGGACGUUGAGGGGGGAGGCGGGGGGGAGGAGGGCCAGGGAAGGAGGGUUCGCCUUCACCUUCGGACAGGCCGGGGGCAGGGAGGCGGGGGAGAGCGGGAGGGUUGUUCCGGAGAACAAAGUGUGACUCUGAGCUUUGCCAAGUUUGGAGACGUUUGAGGGGAUCGUCCUCAUGGUGUUCCAAAUGGACAAAAGAUCUGAAUCUCAAACUGAGAUUUAUGUUCCACAGUUAAGCCGUUCCUGACAGGGAUUUGAAUGGAAAUGGAGAGACAUGAGGAGACUCAUGCUGGUCCCACCGCAGAGGAGAGGCAGAGACAACCCUGCCACAACAUCAAACCUACUACAUUUCCCAGAGGUCUUCAGGAUGGAGUUAAGCCAGCAAAUCAGCAGGGAUUAACCACACAUACUGAGUGAGUGGAUUGGGUUUCAGUAAGAGACAGAUGCAUGUAUAUACCUAGACAGUACUGGUUCUGUCAAGAUGCCUGAGUACCACAGUUUAGGAGGAAGAGGAGGAGGUUAAAUGAGUCAACUAAGGAGAGUGGUCGUGUAACACGUUUUGUGAAAUGGGAGAUGAUAUUGUGUUGUGUCACUGUCACUCUAUGUUUAUGCAUAAUAUGUUUGGGUAAAUAAAG